ACCACGGUGUGCAGCCAUAUGGCACCACCUGAACGAGUCUGACUAGUGAUCCAGACGACCUCCUGACGCCUGCAAGUGUUUGUGUCUGUGGCCGGUCUGUGCCACACCCCCUUCUCCUCGGUGCGGUGGUAUGAUCCAGGGAUACUGUUAUAGCACCACCGAGCCUCACCAGCAACAGCAUCAUCGGGUUCAACUGCGGCUAAACGCACCGCGCCGGGAUCCCUGUCACACCGCACAGCGGAGCUGGCUCGCGCAGGAGAUCCCUUCCUCCCCGCGCAAAAUCGUCUCGUCGUCCUCCAUCGGCAUUUCAGAGCGAGCAUCAUCAGCAUCAUCAGCACCGCCGCCUCGAAACCAGACCGCGGAGAGAGGGUGUCUCGUCCACAUUUUUUAACCGGAGCUCAAGUCACAUUUCUGCCGGUGGUGGGGAGGGGGGAUAGCACACACUUCGGCUUUUGCAGGCUGCUUAUAGCACGGAAUCGGACUAAAGGGAUGGCUUUACGUCGGGAAGACUCUGUGCUCUGUGCUGUGGCUGUGCUGAGUGACUAAAGUGGAGCCCUGCGAGCCAUGGAGGAGAUGGACAGCAAACCCUACCAGCCGUUGUCUAAGGGGCGCCAUGAAAUGGAGAUGUCCUACACCAGCUCAUCCGAUGAGAGUGAGGAUGGGCGCACCCAUCACCGCUCCUACACAUCACGCGAGACCCUGCCUGACUACACACACGAGCUUCGCCUCACCCUCGGUUCACAUCGGGAAAGGCAGAGCAACUACAGCCAACCCCAACAAGAUUUAGACUUCUGUAAGGCCGGGCAGUUGAGGAGCCCAGACUUUCACAUCCACCAACAGCAGCAGCAGCAGCAGCAUCAGCAGCAUCAGGAGGAGGAAGAGGAAGUGUUGUGCUCUGGACCGACCGGGCACGUCCACAGCCACGGCUACUCCCUCGGUGUGGGUUCGGACGUGGACACGGAGCCGGAGGUGGACCCGUCUCCCGCUCACGGCCUGCAGCACAUGUGGAUGCGCGGCCUCAAGUCUGAGCAGAGCUCCUGCCUCACGAGCCGCGCCAACUCCGCCCUCUCUCUAACUGACACCGAGCACGACAGGAAGUCUGAGCCUGACAAUGAGCUUCCCAGCAGUCCAGGCGGCCAGUUCACGUUCCGUCCGCUGCCCCCACCUCCGCCGCCGCCCCACUCCUGCACUUGCGCCCGCCCGGCACCUUACACUCAAGUCAGCCUACAGAGGAAGACCAUGCCAACUCGGUGCCAAGCCAGCCAGGGCGGCCAGGGGGCAGACACCAGCUCGAGCGCAGACCAGGCCCAGCUUCACAACAGCUGGGUGCUCAACAGCAACAUCCCCCUAGAGACCAGACACUUCCUGUUCAAGCAGGGGUCUGGUUCGUCAGCUCUGCUGUCAGGGGCGGGGCAGGGAUACCCGCUGACCUCUGGGACCGUGUACUCCCCUCCACCUCGGCCUCUGCCGCGCAGCAGCGUGACCAGACCACUGUUUACCUUCAACAAGCCUCACCGCUGCUGCAACUGGAAGUGCACAGCCUUGUCUGCGUCACUCCUCACUCUCACCCUGGCCCUGCUGCUCACUUACGUCAUCGCGGUCCACCUGUUAGGUUUGACCUGGCAUCUGCGUCACGGUGAGAGCCAGCUGUAUGAGAAUGGCCUGAGCUCAGCAGACCAUCAACAAGAGGACCGCAGCAAAACCAGACCGACGAGCUCCGUCCACCUGCUGGACACGCUCAACCCUGAAAACACACACAGUGGUGACAGAGAAAAGUGGGUGCGAGGCCGGGCCAUCGACCGUGGCGAGGUCGACAUCGGGACUCAGCAGAGCCAGGCAAUCCCGCCGGGACUUUUUUGGAGGUUUCAUAUAACUGUGCACCAUCCGACCUACAUCAAGUUCAAUCUUUCUCUUUCACACAACGCACUGCUGGGGGUCUAUGGGCGCAGGAACAUACCGCCUACACACACUCAGUUUGACUUUGUAAAACUGCUGGAUGGGAAGGCCCUGCCCAGGUCCUUGACUGAUCCCGUCUCAGCUGCCAAAGCUCCCAAAGGCCUGCUACUGAGCGGCCUCCAAGAAACAGGCUUCAUCGAGUACAUGGACCCCGGCACCUGGCACCUGGCUCUCUACAACGACGGCCGCAACCUGGAGCAGGUGUUACUCCACAGCACUCCCAUAGACUCAAUGGACGGCUGCUCCACAGACUGUAACGGAAAUGGAGAGUGUGUCGCUGGACACUGCCACUGCUUUGCUGGAUUCUUGGGUCCUGACUGUGCCAAAGAUUCAUGCCCCGUGUUGUGCAGCGGUAACGGCAUGUAUGAGAAAGGAAGGUGCGUGUGCCUGGAAGGGUGGAAGGGGGCAGAGUGCAACGUGGAGGAAGGUCAGUGCAUCGAUCCCACCUGCUCCAACCACGGCACCUGCAUCCAGGGCAUCUGCAUAUGCAGUCCGGCCUACAAGGGUGUUAAUUGUGAACAAGUGGACUGUGUAGACCCUCAGUGCGGCGGGCACGGCGUGUGCGUGCGUGGGGAGUGUGUGUGCUCGGCGGGCUGGGCGGGAGUGAGCUGCGAUGACCCGCUGCCAGCCUGUCAGGAGCAGUGUUCGGGACAUGGCACCUAUCUCCCAGAGUCAGACACCUGCACCUGCCAGCCCAACUGGACGGGACCAGACUGCUACACCGAGCUGUGCCCGGUGCCAUGUGGCAGCCACGGCGUUUGCUCAGAAGGCCAGUGCCAGUGCGAGGAGGGUUGGAUUGGCGCUGCAUGCGACCAGAGAGCAUGCCAUCCUCGCUGCGAAGAGCACGGCCAGUGCCACGAUGGGACCUGCGUGUGCCAACCUGGCUGGGAGGGAGAGCACUGUAACAUUGUUACUCAUGAUUUGGAUGUCGUAGUGAAAGAUGGCUGCCCGGGGUUGUGCAGCGGGCACGGGCGCUGUACCCUGGAGCAGAGCGGCUGGCGUUGCGUCUGCCAGGCUGGAUGGAGUGGGCCUGGAUGCAGCGUUGUCAUGGAAACUGACUGCAGUGAUGGAACAGACAACGACGGAGAUGGCCUGUUGGACUGCGUAGAUCCCGAUUGCUGCGAGCAGCUGAGCUGUGGCUCUGACCCCCUGUGCCAGGGUUCGGCCGACCCGUUGGCCCUGCUGCAGCAGGGCUCGCUUCCCCUCACCACACCCCAUUCUCCCACCAGCACGCACACUCACAGCUUCUACCACCGCAUCCGCUUCCUUCUUGGCAAGGCGGCCACACACACUCUCCCUGGAGACGUGCCCUUUGAUACCAGUCGGGUAGCUGUGAUCCGAGGUAGCGUUGUGCUGCAGGAUGGCUCUCCUCUCGUUGGAGUCAACAUCUCUUUUCCGCAGCACCCCGAGUAUGGUUACACCAUAAGUAGGCAGGAUGGAAGCUUUGACCUGGUGACCUUGGGCGCCAUGUCUAUGACCUUGAUGUUCCAGCGUCCACCCUUCCUCCCUCAAACACGAACCAUCUGGUCCCCAAAUAACAACUUCCUGGUUCUAGAUCAGGUGACAAUGUCCAGGGAGGAACCUCAAGCUCCUAAAUGUGACAUCAGGAGCGUCCUGAGUCCCUAUCCUCUCGUCCUGCCCUACCCACUUUCCAGAUACACCGCAGCGUGUGCAGAGAAGGGGCCAGCCAUACCUGAGCUACAGGCAGUGCAGGAAGACGUUUCAAUCCCAGGAGCCUUUGUGAAGCUGAGCUACUUGAGCACUCGUGCUGCUGGCUACCUCUCUCUCCUGCGAAUCCUCCUCACUCCUCCCUCCCCAUCAUCCCCUGUCUCCCCGCUGGGCGGUCUGUCCAAGGUUCAUGUCCGCGCCUCAGUCCAAGGGAGGUUAUACCAGCGGUGGUAUCCUGCCGGGCCUGGUCUGGUCCACAGGCUGGUCUGGAACAAGACGGAUGUUUAUGGUCAGGAGGUCUGGGGUCUCACUUAUGCAACUGUGGCAGUCGGCUAUGAGUAUGAAGUGUGUCCCGGUGUUAUCCACUGGGAAAGAAGGACCGCUCUGAUGCAGGGAUUUGAACUGGUCCCCUCUGACCUUGGAGGAUGGUCUCUGGACAAACACCAUGCCCUUAACAUUCACAGCGGAAUCCUUCACAAAGGGAAUGGAGAAAACGUCUUCCUGUCCCAGCAGCCCCCUGUUAUCAGCACCGUGAUGGGGAACGGCUUCUAUCGGAGCGUCCCGUGCGGCCCGAGCUGCAGCGGCGCGGCUCGGGACAUGAUGCUGUUUGCCCCCGUGGCGCUGGCUAGCGGCCCCGACGGCUCUCUCUACGUGGGGGACUUUAACUUCAUUCGCAGGGUCCACCCAGACGGAUACACCAGAACCAUACUGGAACUCAAGAACCGGGAUACCAGACACAGCACCAGCCCUGCCCACAAGUACUAUCUGGCCAUGGACCCGAGGGGGGAAGUUCUGUAUGUGUCUGACACCAGCAGUCGCAGAGUUUACAGGGUGAGGAACCUCGGGCAGCCAAAAGAUCCAUCUCGCAAUCUGGAGGUAGUUGCUGGGACGGGGGAGCAGUGUCUACCUUUUGACCAGAGCCACUGUGGAGAGGGCAGGAAGGCCACGGAAGCUGCACUCAAUAACCCUCGAGGUAUUGCUGUGGAUAAAGGAGGAGUUGUCUACUUCGUUGAUGGCACCACCAUUCAGAAGAUUAAUGAGAGGGGUUUGCUCUCCACUGUGAUUGGUUCAAACGGACUGAUGUCGACGCAGCCGCUAAGCUGCGAUUCACGCAUGGACAUCGGCCAGGUGCGGCUGGAGUGGCCAACAGACCUGGCCAUUAACCCACUGGACAACUCCCUGUACAUCCUCGACAACAACAUCGUCCUGCAGGUGUCAGAAAGUCUGCAGGUGCGGAUUGUAGCAGGACGUCCCAUCCACUGCCAGGUUCCAGGUAUUGACCAUCACUUGGUGAGCCGGGCAGCUGUGCGCGCCACCUUGGAGGCAGCUAAGGCCAUCGCCCUGUCCCACCUGGGCACGCUGUACAUUGCUGAGACUGAUGAGAGGCGAAUCAACCGCAUCCAGCAGGUGUCAACCAACGGCGAGAUAUCGAUUAUCUCCGGAGCCCCCACGGACUGCGAUUGCAAGAUAGACCCCAACUGCGACUGCUUCUCUGGAGACGGAGGCUACGCCCGUGAUGCUCGUCUCAAAGCCCCGUCCUCUCUGGCAGUGGCUCCCAAUGGCACCCUGUAUAUUGCUGAUCUGGGCAAUAUCCGGAUCAGAGCUGUAAGCCCCAACCAGCCCCAGCCCAGCCCAGCCGGACUGGUGGAAAUCAGCUCACCUCUGGACCAGGAGCUCUAUCUCUUUAGCCAGAAUGGUUCCCACCUGUACACCAAACACCUGAUCACAGGUCACUACCUGUACAACUUCUCUUACGGCACAGACGGCCAGUUGUCGGGUGUGAUGAGCCGCGACGGCCGCAGCCUCCAGGUGAGGAGGGAUGCUCACGGAGUGCCUCUCUGGCUGGCUCUACCUGGCGGACAGGUGUACUGGCUGUCCCUUAGCAACAGUGGCACGCUGAGGAAGGUGUCCGCCCAAGGCCACGACAUCGCCCACAUCACUUACCAUGGCAACACAGGUCUCCUAGCAACCAAAAGUGAUGAGAACAGUUGGACCACUGUGUAUGAGUACAACAGCGAGGGUCGAGUGACCAACAUCACCUUACCGACGGCGGAGGUGAGCGGUUUCCAUGGCAACCUGGAGCGCUGGUCUCGGGUGGAGGUUGAAGCGUCCAACCGUGAGAACUUUGUCACCAGCACAAACUUGUCUGCCAGCGACACCAUUUACAUGUUCAGACAAGAUCACUCUCAGAGCUCGUACAGAGUCAGCGCCGACGGGUCAUUUCUGGUCACGCUGGCCAGCGGGAUGGAGCUGUCGCUAAGCACCGAGCCCCUCCUCCCGGGGGGCGUCGGGGGUGGAGUCAGUCCCACGGCCAGCCGCUGCAACAUCAGCUUGCCUGGAGACCACGCCCCGAGCCUGAUAGAGUGGAGGCAGAGGAAAGAGCAGAGCAAGACUAACUACAGCACUUACGAACGCAGGCUCAGGGCACAUAACAGGAACCUGCUGUCCAUAGACUUUGAUCAAAGCACCAGAGUUGGGAAGAUAUACGAUGACCACAGGAAGUUCACCCUCCACAUUCAGUAUGACCAGUUGGGCCGGCCUGUCGUGUGGUCACCCAGCAGCAAAUACACUGAAGUAAACAUCAGUUAUUCAGCUGGAGGACUGCUUUCAGCCAUCCACCGCGGAGAAUGGUCCGAGCAGCUGGAGUACGAGAGCGACAGGGUGACGUCCAGAGCCUGGGUCAACGGCAAGAUCUGGAGCUACACGUACGCAGACAGAUCCAUCAUGCUGCUCCUGCACAGCCAGCGGCGCUACGUCUUUGAAUACGACCAAACGGAUCGUCUGGUCGCGGUGACCAUGCCCAGCAUGGUGAAGCACACCCUGCAGUCGCUGCUGUCCAUCGGCUACUACAGGAACAUAUACGCCCCGCCCGACAGCCAAGCCUCCUUCAUCCAGGACUACACCCUGGACGGGCGCCUGAUGAGGACUCAGUACUUGGGAACUGGGCGCAGAGUCAUCUACAGGUAUACAGCUGCGGCUCGCCUCUCGGAGGUGGUUUAUGACUCCACCCUGGUGACCUUCACCUAUGACGAGGCCUCUGGAACAGUCAAGACCAUUCAUCUCACCCACAAUGGCUUCAUAAGCUCCAUACGAUACAGGCAGACAGGUCCCCUGACAAGUCGGCAGAUUUUCCGCUUCAGCGAAGAAGGCUUGGUCAACGCCAGAUUUGACUACAGCUACAACAACUUUCGAGUCACUAGCAUGCAGGCCGUCAUCAAUGAGACCCCUCUGCCCAUUGACCUGUACCGCUAUGUUGAUGUGUCGGGGCGGGUCGAGCAGUUUGGCAAGUUCAGCGUCAUCUUCUACGACCUCAACCAGGUGAUCACCACCCAUCUGAUGAAGCACACCAAGGUAUUCAACUCCUACGGCCAGGUGGUGGAGGUUCAAUAUGAAAUCCUCAAGUCCAUCGCCUACUGGAUGACCAUUCAGUACGACUCGUCCGGACGUACAACCACCUGCGACAUCAGAGUGGGCGUGGACAGCAAUGUGACCCGUUACACUUACGAGUAUGAUGCAGACAGCCAGCUGCAAAGCGCCUCAGUCAACGAGCGGCCUCAGUGGCGUUAUAGUUACGACCUCAAUGGGAACAUUAAUCUACUUAGCCACGGAACCAGUGCAAGGCUCACGCCGCUGCGCUACGACCAGAGGGACCGCAUCACGCAUCUCGGCGAGCUGCAGUACAGCGUGGACGACGACGGCUUCCUCCGCCAGCGAGCAAACGACCUGUUCGACUACAAUUCCAACGGCCUGCUGACCCGCGUCUUCAACCGCGUGACCGAGCGCACCGUGUGGUACCGCUACGACGGACUGGGCCGCCGCGUGGCCACCAAGAGCAGCCAGGGCGAGCAGCUGCAGUUCUUUUAUGCCGAUCUGUCACACCCUACCAGGGUCAGCCACUUGUACAACCACAGCAGCAAUCUGAUCACGUCACUGUACUAUGACCUCCAGGGUCACCUUAUCGCCAUGGAGCUGAGCAGCGGAGAGGAGUACUAUGUAGCCUGCGACAGCGUGGGGAGCCCGAGGGCAGUUUUCUCUAGCAAGGGGCGGCUCGUCAAAGAGAUUCUCUACACCCCCUACGGAGAGGUUUACCAGGACACCAACCCAGACUUCCAGCUUGUCAUCGGCUUCCACGGAGGCUUGUACGAUCCUUUCACGAGACUCGUCCACCUGGGAAGGCGGGACUAUGACACGCUAGCGGGCCGAUGGACUUCACCGAAUCACGAACUGUGGGGGGAGCUGAGCAAGGAGCCGAAGCCUUUUAACCUGUACGCGUUCAAAAACAACUGCCCGGUCGGGAGGGUGGAGGAGGUGACGCAGUUUACAACAGACAUCGGUAGCUGGCUGCAGCUGUUUGGCUUUCAACUUCAUAACGUGGUCCCCGGUUUCCCAAAGCCUGAGGUGGGAAGAAUGGAACAAACAUACGAACUGAUGAAGGCGCCGACCAAGAUGCAGGACUGGGACUCCAGCAAGUUGGUUUUGGGAAUCCAGUGCGAGCUGCGGCGCCAGCUGAGGAGUUUCAUCUCCCUGGAGAGGUUACCUCUGGUCUCUGAGCCCGUGGGCUCCACCUGCCACCGACCGGCGCACCCCCCUCCCUUUGGCUCCCGGCCCUCCAUCCUCGGCCCCAGCAUCCGCUUUGCAGUCUCUCACGGCCGAGUGAGCGCGGAGGUCAUUGGAGUGGCCAGCGAGGACAGCCGCCGAGUCGCGGCCAUCUUGAACGGCGCCAUCCACCUCACUGGGAUGAGCUUCACCGUGCACGGCUGCGACACCCACCACUUCCUCCAGUCGCGGCCGAUCGAGGAAGAUCUCGCCCUGGGGCUGGGAGUCGGGGGCCGCGUCCUGGAGAGCGGCGUGAACGUGAGCGUGUCUCAAAUGAGCGCGACGGUGAACGGCAGGACUCGGCGUUUUGCCGACAUCACUCUCCAGCAGGGGUCUCUGUGCCUGUGCGUGCGGUACGGUGGGAGCGAGGAGGAGGAGAGGGCGCGGGUGAGGGAGGAGGCGAGGAAGAGAGCAGUGGAGGGAGCUUGGGAGAAGGAGAGAAGGAGGGUGGAAGCGGGAGACGCCGGGAGCAGGGCGUGGAGCGAGGUUGAGAAGCAGCAGCUGCUGUCUGGGGGACGCGUUCAGGGUUACGACGGCUACUACUCCCUGCCUAUAGAGCAGCAGCCGGAGCUGUCUGACUGCCCCUCCAACAUCCACUUUAUGACACUGAGCGAGGUGGGGGGCAGGUAACAGAGACACACGAGCGGCCCCCCACCCCACCAAAGACUGCCUGUUUCUACUCUACUCUGAUUUGUUCUACUGUUUCUAUACUGUAUCGGGGGGGAAAAAAAGAAGACGACAUCAGAGAAGAAGAAGAAGAAGAGCGAAUGUGUGGGGGAAAAAAACAAAAAACUUCCAAAUGCCUUUAAUUGUGACAAAAUGAUGGUAUUUUAUUAUUAUCGUCCAGUUUCUCCAAUUUCUAACAGUGGCACAAGCAGUGUGGUUUGGCUGUGGCUUUGCUUUUUUGUAUCUCUGAUCAACCCGACCGACUCGCCGACCGACCGACUCGCCGACCGACCGACUGCCAUUCGCUGUUUCAACACUGUUCAUCAUUUUCUGGACUCUGCUCAACAUCACGGCACUGUAGGGAAGAAGACUUUUAGGAUCUUGCCAGUGAAUAAUCCUCUUCGUGACUCGAAUCGAGAGCUCUUCGGUUUGCCAUUUGAGUUCCUACAUGGUUUACCUCGGAUAUACUAUCGUUUACAUAUUGUGUAAGAGAGGCCUUGUCGACUCUGACACUUCCCCCCUUUAGAGAAGGAAAGCUCUUGUGGUUUUCCGCCUCUGGUGUGCUCCAACAGUAGUUUGUAUGAGUGUGUAUACUUAAAAAUCAAGAAUGUAUAUAGCCAGUGCUUUCUCACACUGAAAAAAAGAAGUGCUCAACUGGAAGUUCUGUUGUUCAUAAGUGUCAGUAUUGUUAAUCAAUAGAAAAACAGUUACAUUUUUGCAAAGAAUUAUACAUGGCUAUAGUAAAUAUUCUCGCUGAAAAAUCUGACUUUAUUGGGUUACAAAGCUGAUUAAAGUUAUUAUGUGUGAAUUACCAAAA
Messenger RNA from Haplochromis burtoni (Burton's mouthbrooder), 9703 nucleotides. It is a transcript of the gene tenm1, whose product is annotated as teneurin transmembrane protein 1. The record is from RefSeq and is a predicted model, not a curated record. Gene Ontology annotation, cellular component: membrane; neuron projection. Gene Ontology annotation, biological process: heterophilic cell-cell adhesion; neuron development; signal transduction. The transcript is spliced from 38 exons. NCBI's taxonomy places the organism in Eukaryota, Metazoa, Chordata, Actinopteri, Cichliformes, Cichlidae. Bases 565 to 8850 code for a protein of 2761 amino acids. Gene Ontology annotation, molecular function: protein heterodimerization activity; protein homodimerization activity; cell adhesion molecule binding.